AUGACUACGUUAAACGAACUCAUAACUGCGGCAGUAUCCUCAAUAUCGGCGCCCGAUCCCGAUGAUCCAAUUCGGGAAUGCUAUGGGCACGAUGUUGGGAAGCUAAAAUCUGCACUCUUAGAUACCCCAGAUAGUGCACUCCAACUUGCUGAUGCAGAACUAAGGGUAUUUCCAUUUAAGGAUGUGAAAGUUUGUUGGCGAAGGCUAUAUACUGAUGCCAGCCUGGUCAAAGUAUGCCAACUUUUACAGAAACAUAUCGAUUGCAUUGAAAAAGGAGGCCGUAUCAUGGAAGCCACGGUGGAUGAUGCACCGCAAGCGUCUAUAGUUCAAACUUCGGACAAGGAAAAAAGCGAAUACACGGAGAGCAACCCUCCCGCUGAUUAUCCUUGGGUAUCAGACGUGAUCCAUACCCUGGAUAAAGCUGUUAUAAUGUGUGGUGCUCCUCGCCGUACAAGACUAAUAGAGGACCUUUUAUCUACGUUACAAGGAAGUCUUCACUUGGAUUACAAUUCCUCAUUUGCAUCGUUUACAUUGCCUGACCAAGCUGGACUUUCUCAAUCACUCCGUUCCCGGCCGACCAAGAGACAGAAACUGAACGAGAUGAAUAGUUUAUUUCCCUUAGAUCAUGCCCCUCAGCCUGAUCUAGAGCAUCCUGUUCCUCGAGUUGCAGGGCUUACGUUUGAAGAGUUCACAGAACAUAUAUGGAAUAUACGGACACCAAUAGUUAUUACUAAUGCCAUCGACCACUGGCCAGCUCUCUCAUCACGGCCGUGGUCGUCCUCUCUAUAUUGGGCAGAAAGGACAUUUGGUGGAAGGAGGUUGGUUCCGGUUGAAGUUGGGAGGUCUUAUACUGACGAAGGCUGGGGCCAACGGAUUAUGCCUUUUGCUGAUUUUGUAAAGGACUACCUAUGGCGAAGCACCAGUUCAACUAGCGAGCAAACUCAGACAGGCUAUAUGGCGCAGCAUGACCUUUUGGCUCAGAUUCCAAUGCUAAAGGAAGAUAUUUGUAUUCCCGAUUACUGCUACGCCGAACCACCCGAGCCUGAACCAGGAACUCCCCUGCAUGAAAAGAAUAUGCAACGAAGAGACAAUGGGAGAAGUCAAAGUGAAGUUAAACCAGAGAUAAACUCGGAAUCUCAUGAUGGAAUAGCGAAGGAUAAUGUGAAUAAGGUGCCGGAGAUAGAAUAUUAUGACAAUGUGGAAAAUGAAGAUGGCCUCAGUGACAAUAUCACCCCGACGGACCCCACAAUUAAUACUUGGAUAGGCCCUUCGUGGACAAUAUCUCCUUUACAUCAUGAUCCAUAUCAUAACAUUCUUGCUCAAGUGGUUGGCACCAAAUACGUUCGCCUCUAUUCUCCUCACACGCCAGCCAGCCAAAUUUACCCGCGUGGAAAAGAAGUUGUCAACCAUAAAACCUCAGACACAUCUAGUAUAGAAAGGAAAGGGGAAGCCGAUCAAGAACAAAUAGAUAUGUCCAACACAUCUCAAGUUGACAUAUCAGCCAUCGAGCUGUCUCCAGCAGAGGCCGAGACAUGGAACGAGCUUUGGCCUGGCUUCCUCGAUGCCGAAUAUAUGGAAACAGUUCUGCGAGAGGGUGAGUGCCUAUACAUCCCUAUUGGCUGGUGGCAUUAUGUUCGGGGCUUGCAGGCUGGGGUCAGUGUUAGCUUUUGGUGGUGUAAAUAA
Messenger RNA from Nannizzia gypsea CBS 118893, 1683 nucleotides. RefSeq names its product JmjC domain-containing protein 5. The coding region runs from base 1 to 1683 and encodes 560 amino acids. Lineage: Eukaryota; Fungi; Ascomycota; Eurotiomycetes; Onygenales; Arthrodermataceae. The transcript has a single exon. Gene Ontology annotation, molecular function: 2-oxoglutarate-dependent dioxygenase activity. The record is from RefSeq and is a predicted model, not a curated record.